This is a messenger RNA of Astyanax mexicanus (Mexican tetra), 10337 nucleotides long. RefSeq names its product ATP-binding cassette, sub-family A (ABC1), member 1A (gene abca1a). The transcript has 48 exons. Gene Ontology annotation, molecular function: ABC-type transporter activity; ATP binding; lipid carrier activity. The coding region runs from base 255 to 7067 and encodes 2270 amino acids. Gene Ontology annotation, biological process: transmembrane transport; lipid transport. Gene Ontology annotation, cellular component: intracellular membrane-bounded organelle; membrane. The record is from RefSeq and is a predicted model, not a curated record. Lineage: Eukaryota; Metazoa; Chordata; Actinopteri; Characiformes; Acestrorhamphidae.
ACCUCGUGCUGCUGGCUGCUCUUAAAGGGGCCGCUCGUCUCGCGCUAUAAAAGAAGCGGAGGAGCGAAAAAAAGUACAACACAACAGAGAGACUGAGAGAGAGGGUAACAGAGAAAACAGAGAGAAACGGAGUUUUUUCUCCUUUAUUCUCCUUCACUGAGGAAUUACAGCUCAUGAAAACACAAGAAUAACACCUCACGCUCCAAACACGACGGUCCAGAGAGGAGACACGGACUGAGAGGAUCCGUGGCAAGAUGGCCGUCUCCACUCAGUUGGGUUUGCUGUUGUGGAAGAACUUCACCUACAGGCGGAGGCAAACCGUCCAGCUGCUGGUUGAGAUCGUGUGGCCUCUCUUUAUCUUCUUCAUUUUGAUAUCAGUGCGACUCUACUAUCCUCCCUACGAGCAGCAUGAAUGCCACUUUCCCAACAAGGCCAUGCCCUCAGCGGGCACCCUGCCAUGGGUGCAGGGCAUCAUCUGCAACGCCAACAACCCCUGCUUCCGCUACCCCACCCCUGGAGAGACUCCUGGGGUCGUGGGCAACUUCAACGACUCCAUCAUCUCCCGGCUGUUUGUUGAUGCCAAGAAAAUCCUUCUGUACAGCCAAAACGACAAGAGCUUUGAAGGGUACAAAGGACUCGUCAGGGCCCUCAGGAAAUUACAGAGGAACACGGCAGGUUUUAAGCUGAAGGACUUUCUCCACGACAAUGAAACGCUGUCUCAGUUCCUGGAGCGGAACGCUACCCUGAGCAAACACGCCGUGCAGCAGAUAGUGGACGCUGACGUCAACCUGGAGAAGGUGCUGAUUAAAGGUUUCGGAGUUCAUCUGAGAGAUCUGUGUAACACCACGUCACUGGAGGACUUUGUGACCAUCGCUGACCGCAACGUUUCCCAGCUGACCCAGGGCAUCAUCUGCCAGGCCUCCGCAGACUGGCUGAACCGGGCAGAGAACCACUUCCUCUCUAACCUCGACUUCCUCAAACCCAUCAGAAAGGACGUCAAGUCUGACCCAAAGGUGGUCCAGGACGUGUCCAUGGCAACAGACAGGCUGCUGGAGAGCCUUGGAGCUCUGACUGUGGAGCUGGUGAGUAUGAAGAGCUGGCGGGACAUGCGGAACGAGAUCCUGUACCUGACGGGUAACGUCACGCGCUCCCCGAACCACAUGUACCAGGCCGUGUCCCGCAUCGUCUGUGGUCACCCGGAGGGCGGCGGCCUCAAGAUCAAAUCCCUCAACUGGUACGAAGACAACAACUACAAGGCCCUGUUCGGUAACCAUAACGACAACGAGACCGAGCCCAUGUCCGCCUACGACAACACGUCCACUCCCUACUGUAACAACAUGAUGAAGAGUCUGGAGUCCAGCCCUGUCUCCCGUAUGAUCUGGAGAGCUCUGAAGCCUCUGCUGAUGGGGAAGAUCCUGUACACACCCGACACUCCGGCCACACAGAGGAUCAUCCAUGAGGUCAAUAAGACGUUUCAGCAGCUGGGUGUGCUGAGGGACCUCGGGGGGAUGUGGGAGGAGAUGAGGCCGAAAGUCUGGGACUUCAUGGAGAACAGUGAGGAAAUGGAUCUCGUCAGAACUCUGCUGCAGAAUAACGCCAGCGCUCGCUUCUUCAACACUAAGCUGAAAGGAACGGAGUGGAGGGUGGAGGACAUUUCCAGAUUCCUGACUAAAGUCUCAGAAGAUACUCGCCCCCCUGGAUCAGCUUAUACCUGGAGAGAGGUGUUCAACGAGACGGACCAGGCCAUCCAAACCAUCUCUAGAUUCAUGGAGUGUGUAAACCUGGAUAAACUGGAGCCGGUGGCCAAUGAGGAGCGUCUGGUGAAUAAGUCCAUGCGUCUGCUGGAUGAUCGCAAGUUCUGGGCCGGAAUCGUGUUUCCGGACAUCAAGGCCAACGCAUCUGAGAUACCGAGUAACGUUAACUACAAGAUCCGCAUGGACAUCGACAAUGUGGAGCGCACCAACAAGAUCAAGGAUGGGUACUGGGACCCCGGUCCUCGUGCUGACCCAUUCGAGGACCUGCGCUACGUCUGGGGUGGUUUCUCUUACCUGCAGGAUGUUAUUGAACAUGGAAUCAUCAGAGCUCUAACAGGCAGCAAGGAGAAAACUGGAGUCUACAUCCAGCAGAUGCCCUACCCGUGCUACGUUGACGACAUUUUCCUGCGAGUGAUGAGCCGCUCCAUGCCCCUGUUCAUGACUCUAGCCUGGAUGUACUCAGUGGCCAUCAUCAUAAAGGGCGUGGUCUACGAGAAGGAGGCCCGUCUGAAGGAAACCAUGAGGAUUAUGGGUCUGGAUAAUGGAAUCCUCUGGCUAAGCUGGUUCAUUAGCAGCCUGAUCCCUCUGCUCAUCAGCGCCGCCCUGCUGGUGCUCAUUCUGAAGAUGGGGAACCUGCUGCCCUACAGUGACCCGGGUGUGGUCUACCUCUUUCUGGUGUCCUUUGCCAUAGUGACCAUCAUGCAGUGCUUCCUCAUCAGUACGAUCUUCUCCCGCGCCAACCUGGCCGCUGCCUGCGGAGGCAUCAUCUACUUCACCCUCUACCUGCCCUAUGUGCUGUGUGUGGCCUGGCAGGACUACGUGGGCUUUGGGGCCAAAGUGGUGGUGAGUCUCUUGUCGCCGGUGGCGUUCGGCUUCGGCUGUGAGUACUUUGCGCUGUUUGAGGAGCAGGGGGUGGGCAUUCAGUGGAGUAACCUGCUCUCCAGCCCGCUGGAGGAGGACAGCUACAGCCUCACUACCUCCAUCUCCCUCAUGCUGUUCGACGCUCUGCUCUACGCUGUCAUGACCUGGUACAUCGAGGCCGUCUUCCCGGGUCAGUACGGUAUUCCCCGCCCCUGGUACUUCCCCUUCACUAAGUCCUACUGGUGUGGAGAGAAAUGUGGCUGGACUUCAGCACAGACCACCAACAAGAGGGAAAACGCAGAAGCGUUCUGUAUCGAGGACGUACCCUCUGAUCUGGAGCCUGGCGUCUACAUCGAGAACCUGGUGAAGGUGUACAGACACGGCAACAAGCUGGCGGUGGACGGACUGACUCUGGGCUUCUACGAGGGCCAGAUCACUUCCUUCCUGGGCCACAACGGAGCGGGAAAGACCACCACCAUGUCCAUUCUUACUGGCCUCUUCCCGCCCACAUCCGGCACCGCCUACAUCAUGGGCAAAGACAUCCGCUCAGAUCUCAGCGCCAUCCGCCAGAACCUGGGCAUGUGCCCACAGCACAACGUCCUCUUCAGCAUGCUGACGGUGGAGGAGCACAUCUGGUUCUACGCUCGUCUGAAGGGCCUGUCUGAGGAGAAGGUGAAGGCUGAGAUGGAUCAGAUAGUAUCAGACCUCGGCCUGCCUCACAAACGCAAAUCCAAAACCAGCCAGCUCUCAGGUGGAAUGCAGAGGAAGUUAUCGGUAGCUCUGGCAUUCGUCGGAGGUUCAAAGGUUGUGAUUCUGGACGAGCCCACUGCUGGGGUGGAUCCGUACGCACGCAGGGGCAUCUGGGACCUGCUGUUAAAAUAUCGUCAAGGCCGAACCAUCAUCCUCUCCACCCACCACAUGGACGAGGCUGAUAUCCUGGGUGACCGUAUAGCCAUCAUCUCCCAUGGAAAGCUGUGCUGCGUAGGCUCCUCCCUCUUCCUCAAGACACAGCUAGGAACUGGAUACUACCUGACCCUGGUCAAGAGGGACUUCGACCUCUCGCUCAGCUCCUGCCACAACUCCAGCAGCACCGUGUCCUACUCCAAGAACAGCCUGAAGAAGGAGGACAGCGUGUCUGAGAGCAGCUCUGAUGCUGGACUGGGCUCGGACCAUGAGAGUGAAACUACCACCAUUGAUGUCUCCCUCAUCUCCAAUGUGAUCUUCAAGCACGUCCCAUCUGCCAGGCUGGCGGAGGACUUGGGUCACGAGCUCACUUAUGUGUUGCCGUAUGAAGCAGCCAAGGACGGAGCCUUCGUUGAACUGUUCCACGAGAUUGACGAUCGCCUCAUUGACCUCGGCAUCUCCAGCUACGGCAUCGCAGACACAACACUGGAGGAGAUUUUCCUCAAAGUCGCUGAGGACAAUGGCGUUGAUGCUGAAACUUCAGAUGGCACCAUUCUUUCAAGAAGGAACCGUAGACACGCAUUUGGUGGAGACCAUCAGAGCUGCCUGAGACCGUUUACUGAAGACGACAGCUUUGAUUUCAAUGACUCAGAAGGUGAUCCAGAAUCUCGUGAGACGGACUGGCUGGGCGGUUCUGAUGGUAAAGGGUCGUACCAGGUUAAAGGGUGGAGUCUGAAGAGGCAGCAGUUUGUGGCUUUGCUCUGGAAGCGCUUCUUGUAUGCCCGACGGUCUAGGAAAGGAUUCUUUGCUCAAAUUGUUCUGCCUGCUGUAUUUGUGUGCGUCGCCCUGAUCUUCAGCCUGAUCGUCCCACCGUUUGGAAAAUACCCAAGUCUGGAACUGGAACCCAGCAUGUAUGAAGAGCAAUUCACUUUUGUCAGCAAUGAUGCCCCAGAAGACCUGCAGACCAACAAGCUACUGGGAGCUUUAACAGAGCGCCCGGCCUACAGUAAACGAUGUGCGGAGGAGGCGAAGUCUGUAGACGGCUCGUGUCCGAUUCGAGCUGAGGAAUGGGAGAUGCCUGAGAUCGCUGAGACAGUGAGAGACAUGUUUGUGACUGGAAACUGGAGCAUGGACCACCCGUCUCCCUCCUGCGAGUGCAGCUGUGAGCACAGUAAGAAGAUGCUCCCGGAGUGUCCACCAGGAGCCGGGGGUCUGCCACCACCACAGAUUAAAGUCAGCCAGACGGACACUUUGCAGAAUCUGACUGGGAGGAAUAUCUCAGACUACCUGGUGAAAACAUACGCGCAGAUUAUUGGCAAAAGUUUGAAGAACAAGAUCUGGGUGAAUGAAUUCAGGUAUGGAGGAUUCUCAUUGGGUGCCAGAAGUUCACAGCCCAUGCCCCCUGCUGAUGAAGUCCAUGACGCUAUCUCUCACCUUCGAAGGCGUUUCAGCUUAGAAAGAGGAACUUCAGCCGAUCGUUUCCUGAAGAGCCUGUCUGGAUUCAUCCAGGGCCUGGAUACCAAGAACAACGUCAAGAUCUGGUUCAACAACAAAGGCUGGCACAGCAUCGGAGCUUUCCUCAACGUGAUGAACAACGGGAUCCUGCGCACCAGCCUGCCCACUGGACUGGACCCUGCCAAGUUCGCCAUUAAAGCCUUUAACCAUCCCCUGAACCUCACCAAGGAGCAGCUCUCCCAGGUCGCCCUGAUGACCACGUCUGUGGACGUUCUGGUGUCCAUCUGCGUGAUUUUUGCCAUGUCCUUCGUCCCGGCCAGCUUUGUGGUCUUCCUCAUUCAGGAGAGAGUGAACAAAGCCAAGCACCUGCAGUUCAUCAGCGGAGUGCAGCCCUUCCUCUACUGGCUCGCCAACUUCGUGUGGGAUAUGUGUAACUACAUCGUCCCGGCGACCCUCGUCAUCAUCAUCUUCGUCUGCUUUCAGCAGGAGGCCUACGUCUCCUCCACCAACCUGCCUGUCCUGGCUCUGCUUCUGCUGCUCUACGGGUGGUCCAUCACUCCUCUGAUGUAUCCAGCAUCCUUCUUCUUUAAGAUCCCCAGCACCGCCUACGUGGUUCUAACCAGCGUCAACAUCCUGAUUGGAAUCAAUGGCAGCGUGUCCACGUUCGUGCUGGAGCUUUUUGGCAGCAAUGAGAUCGGUGGCAUCAACGAUAUACUGAAGAACGUGUUCCUGAUCUUCCCUCACUUCUGUCUGGGCCGGGGGCUGAUAGAUAUGGUGAAGAACCAGGCCAUGGCUGAUGCUCUGGAGAGAUUUGGUGAGAACCGGUUCCGUUCUCCUCUGGCGUGGGACAUGGUGGGCAAGAACCUCUUUGCAAUGGCUGUGGAAGGCGUGGUGUUCUUCUUCAUCACUGUGCUGAUCCAGUACCGGUUCUGCAUCAAAGCCAGGGGAUUUAGCGCUAAUCUGAAGCCGAUCGGUGAGGAAGAUGAGGACGUAGCCAGAGAGAGGCAGAGGAUUCUGGGUGGAGGUGGACACAGCGACAUCCUGGAGCUCAGGCAGCUCACCAAGGUGUAUAAGAGGAAGCAGAAGCCGGCUGUGGACAGACUGUGUGUAGGAAUCCCACCUGGAGAGUGUUUCGGUUUGCUCGGGGUGAACGGUGCUGGAAAGACGAGCACCUUCAAGAUGCUGACUGGUGAUUCAGUCAUCACUGGAGGAGAGGCGUAUUUAGCUGGAAAGAGUGUGCUGACAGAAAUAGACGAGGUGCAUCAGAACAUGGGCUACUGCCCGCAGUUCGACGCCAUUAACGACCUGCUCACGGGCCGAGAACACCUGGAGUUUUACGCCAUUCUGAGGGGAGUGCCUGAAAAAGAAGUCUGUGAGGUGGCGGACUGGGGGAUUCGUAAGCUGGGGCUGGUGAAGUAUGUGGAUAAAGCUGCUGGGAGCUACAGUGGAGGAAACAUGCGGAAACUCUCCACUGCCAUCGCACUGAUCGGGGGUCCACCGGUGGUUUUCUUGGACGAGCCCACCACUGGUAUGGACCCUAAAGCCCGGCGAGCGCUGUGGAACUGCAUCCUCAGCAUCAUUAAAGAGGGACGCUCUGUCGUCCUGACCUCACACAGUAUGGAGGAGUGUGAGGCUCUCUGCACUCGUAUGGCCAUCAUGGUCAACGGCACGUUCCGCUGUAUGGGCAGCGUCCAGCACCUGAAGAACAGGUUUGGUGACGGUUACACCAUCGUGCUGCGGGUGGCGGGAGCGGACCCUCAGCUGGAGCCGGUGAUGAAGUUCAUCGAGCACGAGCUGCCCGGCAGCACUCUGAAGGAGAAGCACAGGAACAUGCUGCAGUACCAGCUGCCUUCAUCCCUGUCCUCACUCGCCCGGAUCUUCAGCAUCCUCGCCAAGAACAAAGACGAGCUGCACAUCGAGGACUACUCCGUCUCACAGACCACGCUAGACCAAGUAUUCGUCAAUUUUGCCAAGGACCAAAGUGACGAGGACCACUUAAAAGACUUUUCCAUAAGCAAGAGCGACGCGGUGGUGGACUUUUCUCAGCUCAGCUCUUUCCUCAUGGACGCCACAGCCAAGGAAACCGUGGUGUGAUCAAACCACCAAACCAGCCACCAGCGGACGCGUGCCGACGCCCGUUUUUAUAAGACUCUAGUGUCAUUAUUUUUUUUCAUACCUUUUUUUAUUUUAGGUGUUUUUUGUUAUAUAGCGUUUCAGUGGGAGUGUGUGCCCAGAAGAGGGCGCUGGACUUUUCGCACACUACUGAAAGACUCAACUCAAUGCAAAUCAAUGCAAAAACGUGAGGAAACGGGGAAGAAUCCACUGCGGCGGCGGCGGCGAGGAAGAGCCUGGUGCCCCUCGGAUGCGGCGUCGCGCGACGUUAGCGAGCAUGAAACUUGAAGGGUGAAGAAUUUAUGCAGAUCUGAUCUGACACUGCCAGCAAGACUCAAGAUAAAUCAGGGCCUAACUUCUUCUUCAUCUCUUUCAACGCCAGACUUUUAAUAUCGCUGUUGGAGCGUCCGUUUUUUGCCCGAUCUUUUAAUUACGUAUGGAGAAUGUUUUCAAAAUGCUAUUUUUUGUAAUUCCGUAAAAAAAAAAGAAAAAAAAAGAGUGAAGUAGUCCACUGCUGUUCGGCGAGGGAGGAAGCUGACGGACAAACGGACGAAUAAAGGACAACAGAACGAACAACUGUUACGUUAAGAAAGCGACAGUGCACGAGUUUCACCGCAAACUCUGAAACACGGAAAUGACUGAUAAAAAAAAAAAAAACGGAAACAGGUCUGCGGAUGUUGGUUACUGGUUUCUUUGAAGUGUGUUUGUUGCAUGCUUUACAAAGAGCUGAAGCAUGGGCUUUAUUCCAGUUACGCGUGUGAUCAUACUGUCGUUUCCUACUGUCGUGGUUUUAAAAAGGGUUGGAUAACGGAAAUGCGGGAGCUGUGGGAGAUGUGGCGGGACUUCACUGAUAUAGAUUCCGUUUUUAUAAUAAAUCUCAUAUUAAAAAAAGCUCACAAAAAAAGCAGAUCAGGAGAAGGAGGCCUAUAACUAAAUAUCGUAUAAAUGUCGUGACACGUUUUUUGUGCGUGCCAAACCAGUCCAAGAGGUUCUGCAUAGUCCGCAUCGGAUGUCUGCCAUCCAUAGAUCCACUGAUCCACCAGGCAGAUACUGUACUGUAUGUGAUAUAUGAUAUGUGAUUUGGGGCCCUGUGAAUUCUGUGAUGUCGGAGAAAAAACGUAUUAAAAAAAAAUGUAUUUCAUUUUCGGAAAAAAUAAGGAUAAAAAAAGGACAGAAUUAUGGUUCUGUAAAAUUAAGAUUCUGUCAAAUUAAGAUUUGAGGCUAAAAAAAAUAUUUUACAUUUUCUUAAUUUAUUUGUAAAUUUUAGGGCAAAUAUACAACAGAAAAACUUAAAAGAUCAGAUUGUGGAAAAUUAAAAUCUAAAAUGAUUUUGCUCAUUUUUGAAUUUGGGAAAAAUGAAGCAGAUUUCACAGGGCCCUGGGGACAGUAUAGCUGGAUGCUCUUGUCCUGUGGAGAUGCGAUCGGAUAUCAUGCACCAUUGUAGACGACUCCAUGCGCCGUGGUCUCGCUGUGAUUCUCGUGCAGUAGUAGACGUCGCAUUAGAUGGUUGUUUGUUGAUUGAACACGGGGUUUUCCUCUUGAAUAGCCUUCGACUCGAAAAGAACUUAAUCCAGUACGCCUAAAGAGCUUAGCUAUAGGCUGUUGGUGCGUUUCCACUGCACGGUAUCUACACAACGUAACUCAAUUUUACUAGAUUUUGGUACCUGAUACCUGAAACCGGGUCCUUUUUUAGUACCCAUUGACUCACAGCUUUAAGUGAGCCAAGUAGAGACUGUGAUAAUGAAAAAUGAACCAUUUAUCAGGUACCUGGUACCAGAUAUGUGAGUAGAGUUGAGUAGAGUUGAGUUGUGUAGGUACCAAGCCAUUGGAAAAGUACCAAAUGUGUCAAUCACCACUCAGUAACUCAGGAUUAUAUUCCUCACUCCUGAAAGUAAAACUGCUACAAAAGGUUUUUUUUCAGGCUGUGUUCACACUACCAAAGCUAAAGUGAAUCAAAUCUGAUUUUUUUGCCUUAAUCUAAAACAAAUCAGAUUUGAGUCACAUCCAUAUUUACAUGGUCCUAGUUCAUAUUGUAGAUACAUAUUAUUAGAUUAUUGGGUACGUUAAACGAAUGUGAACAGUCACAUUUUUUUCUGCACGUGUGUUAUGCCAAAUACUGUCUUCCUGCCAGAAUCGGACGCCCUUUUUCAUGCAAUUGCUACACAUAGUAGUUAAUUAAGUGGAGUCAGAUUCUGGCAGGAAGUUGGAAUUCGGCACAACACCAAAAUAUAUGGCAAAACAACAGAUAAGACAAACCUGAACAUUUUCAGAUGUUUUUGCUAAUUAAUUCACAUUAUAGACAGAUUGAGUUUAGUUCAUUUAUAAAUGUGAAUCGUGAAUCUGAUUUAAGCUUAAAAUCUGAAUUAUUAAGGUUUGAAAUGUGAACGUAGCCUAAAUGAUUUCAUAGAAGAUGAUGCCUCAUCUCUCAAAGUACUAAAAAGUCUUCUAUGGCGUCGCUAAAAGAAUCCUUUUGUACACCUUUAUUUUUAAGAGUGCUCCUAAAUUUUAUCUGCUCUUCUUCAGUUAAAUUCCUCUUAUCACUGUCAUAACAAAUGCCUUUUUUUUAAAUGAUUGCUUUUAAAAUAUUGGUUUUACCAUUAGACAGCAUCUUUUACACAUUGUGUUGAACAUUUCAUAAGAAAUGGGCCAGUAGAAAUCCAAAAUGGUCCAAAACCAAAAUGUCUUGAACUAAAAUCGUAAAACUUCUUUUGGGAAUUACUCAUUAGUUUUGUUGCGACAGUGACGCCGCGUUAUAUCAUGUUAGUAAUCCCACAAAGCCCCUUUCGUACUCUAGGCUCUACUCUCAGAGGUGCUGUUGCUAGCUAAGCUAUGCUAAGCUAAGCUAAGCGAGACCAAACAUGACAAAGUGCCACCAACAGAUUUUUCCACAAAGCUGCUCUAUAUUUAAAUUCCCUUAAAAUAAACUAAAAACUCUCACUGAAUCUGAACUGGGUGAUGAUAACGAGAAUCAGUGCAAUCAUAACGAAGCUCCAGUUCUACAGAGAGAAUAAGCCUUUCAUCAUUGGUCCAGCAUUUAAAGCACUUUAUAACAGUCUCUGUUAAACUGGUUUUCUCGAGUUCUCACACAGAAUCUCUGUGUUUAACAGAAGAUUAAGACAUUAGUAUCAAAUGUCUCAUCAUGGUCAUUUUGUGUUAAAUUAUGUGUUUACAUCUUAAGUAUUAAAAAAAGGCUAUUUUAGUCUCUUUUAUGUCUUUUCUGUACUUAUCUAUGAAUAAAAAAGACUACAUUCA